AUGCAAUGGUGUUUAUUGAAAAUACUGAAACAUAAUUAUCCUACAUUUUGCACUUCAUGGAGUUUAAUUAAUGGUCAACUUCUGGUGGGUGGAGGAGCCAUUGUUCUUUGGGAUCAAGAUAAAUCUAGCGAAGAUAAUCAUAAUAAAUGGACCAAAUUAUGGGAACAAAGAGUUGCAUCUAAAAUAAUUCAUGCUGAAAUUUCUCCGGAUUCUACAUUAAUUGCUACAGUUGGAGAGUAUGAUAGAUUGGUUAAAAUUUGGUGUUAUCCUAAAAGUGAUUACAAGGAGUGGAAAUAUAAAUUUCAUUAUUUGCCACAUCCAAGAUCCGUGACAAACUUUUCAUGGCGUAAAGGUCCAGUUGAUCAGAUAAAUUCACAAGGCAGCAACAUUCUUUUGACAGUAUGCAAGGACGGGAUAUGUAGAAUAUGGGCUGCAACAAAUCCCGAUGAACCUUACAAUCUUUAUAUAUGCACAGUGGUUGAUCCUGAGCAAUCGUUGGUGACUUUUCCUUCUUCAGAAGAAGAAAGAAUGUGUCACGGGAAUCCUGAUUGUUUCUCACCCAUUCAUUGGAUACAUCCAAGAGAAUUUCUGAUAUCUCUUAAACUGGCUAUAGAUUCUUUUGAUAGUGAAAAAGAACAAACCCAGAUAGGUGCUGGGUUAAAAAAAUUGAAAGAUCUUGCAAAUGAUACACCGGAUUUGUUAUAUCAGAUUCAAAAAGAUGGUUCUAUGGUUAUUUGGGGAAUAAGAAAUGUUUAUUGUAGACCAAGACGAAUUCCAAAAGUUCUUGUUUUACUUCGUGCGUCUCAGGCGCUUCCAUCAUCUGAUUCCGAUUAUUUCCAUGGGAGCACAUUUGUAUUUCAUGAUAAUACAAGUUCUGAUUUUAAGAGCACUUCAGUAGAACUUACAAUAUUAGCUCAGAGUCCGCAAGGUCGUAUUAACAGAUAUUCAACUCGACUUGUUGAAGUAUUUGAUAAUUUAUCUCCAUUGCAAUUGAAAUAUUCAUGGAGUGGUCAUCAUGAUGAUGUCAAAACUAUUAUCAAAUCUCCUGGAACUGAUUGUUUCGUUUCACUUACUAAUAAUGGAAAAGAAGCAAUCUUGUGGGAUGUUACGAAGCCUGAUAUAUCGCAGCUUGUUAAACAAAUUGGCCCAAAAAUUAUUGAAAAUGCUCCGGCUUAUGUGGACUCACGAAUCAAGCUUGCAUGUGUGCUUUCUGACGAACAUGCAGGUCCAAUAAUUAAUUUUGUUUCAAAGACUUAUCUUCCUAUUGAUAGUCAGGUUAAAAUGGCUAUUUCUGUUGAACAGUGGGCGGGGUCUAAUAUAAGAUGUUAUCCAUCAGAAAAUUUGUCUCCUCCUAUAUUAUUAACAUACUCCGACGAUGGUUAUAUCAGAUAUUGGCAAGCCAAUAUGAAAUAUAAUAGCGACGAUCCUAAUAAUGACAAAGUACUUUGGAUGGAAGAAGUUAUUUUUGAUAUUGGAACUAAAAAUCCCGUGUUAAUCAAAUGUGGUCCACAAGGGAAAGCUGCAGUUGAAAAUGAUUAUGAAGUGACAAUAUGGGAAUGUAUAACUAAAAGAUUACCUCCUGCUAAAGAUUUUAUAGAAGGAUUUAGUGAAAAGAUUGUUGAUAUAGAUUGGCUUUUCACUUCUAAUGCAGAGAUUGUAUUAGCUGUGUCAACGUCACAGAAAAUUUGUAUUUAUACUCAGCUUCGCAAGCAUCAUGUUUCCGAGCGAGGCUCUUGGAUAAUGUUUUCAGAGAUAGACAACCCUUGUGCAGGUUCACUUAUUGUAGCUAACUGUAAUCAGCUUCGUUGUUAUAAUAAGUGGUUAACAGAAGAAAGUAUGAAAAAAGUUUCUAGUAUAACUGGAAUCAAUCAAAAGUAUACUACAUUAUUUCAUGUUGUUGACCAUUUGAAUGGUCCUUUACCACAUCAUCACCCAACAUUGCUUUUACAGCAUAUUCUUUGGGGUAAAAUGGAUUUAGUUAAGCAAAUUCUUGCUCAUCUUUAUAAAUUCCUUAAAAUAUUAAUUGGAUCAAAUAAACCUAUUAAACGAAUCCUUCCCUUACCAUUUGAUAAAUUAUUCCAAGCCCAAGAUGAAACGCCAAAGGUAUCAACAAAAACUCGUCGUUAUAGUCUCCUUUUUGGAGAAGAUAGUGAUGAAGAAGGAUCUCAAGAAACCUUACUCGAGUUUACAGAGGAAACGGCUAAUUUCUUGAGUGAACAAUUAAAGAUUAUUUCAUUGCCUGAUUUGUCACAUGUCGAACAAGCACAAUUGUUAGCUUUAAUUGAUACUAUCAAUCAGGUAGAACAUCAAAAACGUAGUUUGGAUGAAAAUGGAGUUCGUUACGUGUUAUUUAUGCGACGUUAUCAUUAUUUGAAUCGUUAUAAACUAUCUUCCGGUAUACGAACACCCGGUUUAAAUUAUCGAGAUAUGAACUGGGCAUUGCAUAGUGAUUCUCAGGAUCUUUUAAUAGAAUAUAGUAUCCAAGCAUCUGGCGGGAAAUUUUUAUGGGAAGAUGCAAGAAUACACGGAAUUUUUUUAUGGCUUCGGAGUAAUGAGUCAGUUCGACAACAAUUUGAAAAUGUUGCUCGUAAUCAUUACAUGUCAAAAGAAGAGAGAGAUCCAACGGAUUGUUCUCUUUUCUAUAUGGCAUUACGAAAAAAGAAAUUAUUGUUAGGAUUGUGGAGGACUGCUAAUUCACACAAAGAACAAACUCUCAUGUUGAAGUUCCUUGUAAAUGAUUUUACUGAACCCAGAUGGAAAACAGCAGCUUUGAAGAAUGCUUAUGCUUUGUUAGGCAAACAACGUUAUGAAUAUGCGGCAGCCUUUUUUCUCCUUGGAGAUCGGUUAAAAGACGCUGUUAAUGUGUGUUUAAAACAUCUAGAUGAUUUUCAAUUAGCUAUUGCCAUAUCCAGAGUUUAUGAAGGUGAAGAGGGGCUUGUUUUGAAGAGUAUAUAUGAAGAUCAUGUCAUUCCAAUGGCAAUAAGAACAGGAGAUCGAUGGUUGGCUAGUAUGGCUUUUUGGUCAUUGAAUCAGAGAGAUAAAGCUGUGAAAGCAAUAAUGGUACCCUUGGAAACGCUGUGUGAUCAUAAAACAGAAUCAACACCUUUAACCACCGAUUCUCCUGAUGCAGCUUUAAUAGUUUUAUAUAAGCAGUUAAAGGAUAAAUCUAUUCAAACACUAAGAGGUGCAGCAGAAAUAUCGUUUGAAAAAGAAUAUUUCUUUGUGUUAAGAAGUAUCUUUGCUUAUGAUCGUAUGGGAUGUCCGCUGUUAGCACUUUAUCUUGUACAGACAUGGACCUUUUCACCGCAAUCAGACCCAGAAAGGCCAGAUCAUAUUUUAAAAUCUAGACGUCGAACAACAAUUUUUGAUAUACCAUUAGCAGCGAGUGAUGAUGUGAUCUCAAAAGGUGUUGUGAGUUUUGAUACAUGGAGUUGGGAUGCACCAGUUUCACCAGUUUCACCGAUAUCUGUUAAACAUUUAACGGAUAAAGCUGAAGAUAUUUUUUCAGAUGAACCAAGUCCUAUAGCUAGUCCUAUCACACCCAAAAGAAUAUCAUUUACUGAUACAACGUUUAAGGAUUCAUCAGGUGAUGAUAAUGUUUGGGGAUGGAAUUCACCUAAACAUUAUCAAAAAGUAAACUCGUUUAAAGCAAAAAAGACUGAUAUCUUUGCUGAAAAGAUUUAUAAAAAUGAUAUUGAAAAAGACUCGGAAAAUAUUACAUUAUUAGAUGAUAUAGAUUUUUAUGAUUAUAAAGUUUCAUUGGUUAAAAGAUUAUGCCAGCAAUUAUUGGAUGCGGUGAUGACUUCCCAAGAAGAACCAGAAUUAUUCGAACAAAAUACCUAUUAUAAUGAUUAUGUUAGCAGGGUCGAACAAGGAUUGGCAACAAUAUGUGAAAAUGUUAAAGUUCCAAUGCCGGAUAUCAAAGAAUUAUUAAUAUCAUAUCCUUUAUUUAAAGAAAUCGUUUUUUGA
This is a messenger RNA of Funneliformis geosporum, 3969 nucleotides long. The record is from the annotation of a GenBank genome assembly. Lineage: Eukaryota; Fungi; Glomeromycota; Glomeromycetes; Glomerales; Glomeraceae.